Penicillium cataractarum is the source of this 843-nucleotide messenger RNA. RefSeq lists its product as uncharacterized. NCBI's taxonomy places the organism in Eukaryota, Fungi, Ascomycota, Eurotiomycetes, Eurotiales, Aspergillaceae. The record is from RefSeq and is a predicted model, not a curated record. The coding region runs from base 1 to 843 and encodes 280 amino acids. The transcript is spliced from 4 exons. Gene Ontology annotation, molecular function: S-adenosylmethionine-dependent methyltransferase activity.
AUGGCCCAAUCGAAUACAUCUCAACCCAGUGGGGGUGGUCGCUUGCUCAAUACCUUCCUCAAUCGUCCCGUAAAGGAUCAUGGAUCGGGAUGGUCAAGUCUAUGGGAUUUAGGGGAAAGUGAUUUGUGGGACCGGGGGAAAGCUUCACCAGCUUUGGUAGACAUCGUCGAGCAACAAACAGAGCUCCUCAACCCCUUUACAGCGGAUGGAAAACGGAAGAAAGCACUUGUUCCGGGCUGUGGUCGUGGUUAUGAUGUGGUGAUGCUAGCAUUGCACGGGUUUGAGGCCUAUGGAUUGGAGAUUUCAGACACAGCCGUCAAGGAAGCAGAGAAAUAUGCAUCUACGGAGUUAGCAAAGCCAUCUGCAUAUCACUUUGGUACCGAGCAGCGUCCGUCUAGUACCCCUGGCUCGGUGACAUUCUUCCAGGGAGACUUCUUUACUUCCCAGUGGGACUUUAAAGGAGGCAUUGACGAGACCACUAAAUUCGAUGUGGUUUAUGACUACACGUUUCUAUGUGCUCUACAUCCUGAGCAAAGAAAGAAGUGGGUGGCAAGCAUGGCUCGGGUAACCAAGUCAGGAGGCCUUCUUAUUUGCCUAGAGUUUCCAUUGUAUAAGGACCCGAAGCUACCAGGGCCGCCUUGGGGGUUGAAAGGUGUGCAUUGGAAUCUGCUAGCUGAAGGAGGCGACGGUGUAAUUACUGGAGAAGUUGGGGAAGACGGGAAAGAAAAGAAGCCCGCUACCGCAGAGAUCGGAGAUUUCCGCAGAUCUUUGUAUGUCAAACCUGCACGAUCGUAUGAGGUGGCGAAGGGGACGGACAUGGUCAGUGUGUAUGCCCGGAAAUAG